Molecule: messenger RNA, 6337 nt
Organism: Neogale vison (American mink)
Lineage: Eukaryota; Metazoa; Chordata; Mammalia; Carnivora; Mustelidae
Gene: ZNRF3
Product: zinc and ring finger 3
Exons: 9
Coding region: 1-2820 (939 amino acids)
Biological process (GO): ubiquitin-dependent protein catabolic process; Wnt receptor catabolic process; negative regulation of canonical Wnt signaling pathway
Molecular function (GO): ubiquitin protein ligase activity; frizzled binding
Source: RefSeq, a predicted model, not a curated record
AUGAGGCCGCGCUCGGGCGGGCGCCCAGGGGCCCCGGGCCGCCGCCGCCGCCGCCUCCGCCGCCGCCCCCGCAGCCCCCGCGGCCGCCGCUUGCCGCCGCCGCCGCCGCUGCCGCUGCUGCUCGGGCUGCUGCUGGCGGCCGCGGGGCCCGGCGCGGCGCGGGCCAAGGAGACGGCGUUUGUGGAGGUGGUGCUGUUCGAGUCGAGCCCGAGCGGCGACUACACCACCUACACCACCGGCCUCACGGGCCGCUUCUCGCGGGCCGGGGCCACGCUCAGCGCGGAGGGCGAGAUCGUGCAGAUGCACCCACUGGGCCUGUGUAAUAACAACGAUGAAGAGGACUUGUAUGAAUACGGCUGGGUAGGCGUGGUGAAGCUGGAACAGCCAGAAUUGGACCCGAAACCAUGCCUCACUGUCCUGGGCAAGGCCAAGCGGGCAGUGCAGCGAGGAGCCACUGCGGUCAUCUUUGAUGUGUCAGAAAACCCAGAAGCUAUCGAUCAGCUAAACCAGGGCUCAGAAGACCCGCUCAAGAGGCCAGUGGUGUACGUGAAGGGUGCAGAUGCCAUCAAGUUGAUGAACAUUGUCAACAAGCAGAAAGUAGCUCGAGCAAGGAUUCAGCACCGCCCCCCUCGACAACCCACAGAGUACUUUGACAUGGGGAUUUUCCUGGCGUUCUUCGUCGUGGUCUCCUUGGUCUGCCUCAUCCUUCUCGUCAAAAUCAAGCUGAAACAGCGGCGCAGUCAGAAUUCCAUGAACAGGCUGGCUGUGCAGGCUCUGGAGAAGAUGGAAACCAGGAAGUUCAACUCCAAGAGCAAGGGGCGCCGGGAGGGGAGCUGUGGGGCACUGGACACACUCAGCAGCAGCUCAACGUCCGACUGCGCCAUCUGCCUGGAGAAGUAUAUCGACGGGGAGGAGCUGCGGGUUAUCCCCUGUACUCACCGCUUUCACAGGAAGUGCGUGGACCCGUGGCUGCUGCAGCACCACACCUGCCCCCACUGUCGGCACAACAUCAUAGAGCAAAAGGGCAACCCGACCGCCGUGUGCGUGGAGACCAGCAGCCUCGCACGUGGCCGGCAGCAGAGGGUGAUCCUGCCGGUGCACUACCCCGGCCGCGUGCACAGGACCAAUGGCAUCCCGGCCUACCCCACCCGCACGAGCAUGGACUCCCACGGGAACCCCGUCACGCUGCUGACCAUGGACCGGCACGGGGAGCAGAGCCUCUACUCCCCACAAACCCCCACCUACAUCCGUGGCUACCCACCCCUCCACCUGGACCCCAGCCUGGCCCCUCACCGCUGUGGCCUGGAGCACCGGGCCUACUCCCCAGCCCACCCCUUCCGCAGGCCCAAGUUCAGCGGCCGCGGCUUCUCCAAGGCAGCUUGCUUCUCUCAGUAUGAGACCAUGUACCAGCACUACUACUUCCGGGGCCUCAGCUACCCGGAGCAGGAGGGCCAGGCGCCGGCCGGCCUCGCACCCCGGGGCCCGGCCCGUGCCUUUGCGGCUAGCAGCGGCAGCAGCCUGCUCUUCCCUACCAUGGUGCACAUGGCCCCGCCGUCGCACCUGGAGAGCGGCAGCACGUCCAGCUUCAGCUGCUACCACGGCCACCGCUCGGUGUGCAGCGGCUACCUGGCUGACGGCCCGGGCAGCGACAGCAGCAGCAGCAGCAGCAGCAGCAGCACCUCCGGCCAGUGUCACUGCUCCUCCAGCGACUCGGUGGUGGACUGCACCGAGGUCAGCAACCAGGGUGUGUACGGGAGCUGCUCCACCUUCCGCAGCUCCCUCAGCAGUGACUACGACCCCUUCAUCUACCGCAGCCGGAGCCCCUGCCGUGCCAGCGAGGUGGGGGCUGUGGGCGGCUCGGCCCGGGGGCCAGUGCUGGGCCUCGAGGGCUCCCCGCCACCUGAGGACCUCUCGGCGGCCCACAGUCAAGGUGCUGGGCGAGCAGAGCCUUGGCCCGGCCCCUCCUCACCCUCGGGGGACCAGCUGUCCACCUGCAGCCUGGAGAUGAACUACAGCAGCAACUCCUCCCUGGAGCCCAGGGGGCCCACUAGCUCUACCUCAGAAGUGGGGCUCGAGGCUUCUCCUGGGGCGGCCCCAGACCUCAGGAGGACCUGGAAGGGGGCCCGCGAGGGGCUGUCGUGUGCCUGCUGCUGUGAGCCCCAGCCCUCCGCCCUGGAGCCCAGCGGCGGAGUGGCCGGGGGCAGUACACUGUUCCUGGGCCCCCCGCUCUGUGAGGCCUGUGGCCCCACGGGCAGAGAGGUGCAGCCGGGAAGCUCCCAGGGCCUGUACAACCUUCACCCGGACCAUUUGCCCAGGACAGAUGGGGUGAAAUACGAGGGCCUUCCCUGCUGCUUCUAUGAAGAGAAGCAGGUGGCCUGUGGCAGCGGCGGGGGCCGCACCUGCUGUGUGGAGGACUGCUCGGUCAGUGUGCAGUACACGCUCGCCCAGGAGCCCCCACCCAGCUGCCCCCCAGGAGCCUGGGACCUGAGCCAGCGCAUCCCCAUCAUUCCGGAGGAUGUGGACUCUAACUUAGGCCUGCCCUCAGACUGCCAAGGAACCCAUGGCUUCGGCCCCUGGGGUGGGACACUGGGCCCGGAUGCCCUGCGACCCCACUGCAGCCUAGGAGCCACCCAGGAAGACGAGCCGAUUCUGUGCCACCAGGCCAGGGCUCCGCUCUCGCCCGGCUGUCCUCCGGAGUGUGCAGAGGCCCCCAGGGCCACCUUCCCUGGUGCCCCCCAGGACACUCAGGAGUCCAGCACCACCGCCCCUGAGGCUGCAGGACAGAGAUCUUGCCCAGCAGACAGUGGCACAGGAGCCUGAGCUCAGAAGGAACUCUUACACGGAAAUGGGGACUAUAUGGAGACUCCAAGCUCUGACUUCCUUCAGGAAAAAAAAAAAAAAAAGAUUUUUUUUUUUUAGCUUUGACAAACACACAAAAGUGGUAAUAAAGAGAGCCCUCCUUCUCAACCCAAAAUGUGAGCCACCUGUGGCAAACUGCCUCCCACCCCCCAUUAACAAACCAACAGACAAAAUUCUCUGAGUCUUUUGCCUCUUUUGAUAACAUGGUAUAUUCUGUUUUGUAAAGUGUGUGUGCUUGGGGUCCCAAGGUGUGUGGGAUUGAGUUCUCUGCUUUGUUUUUUAAGAUAUUAUAUGUAAAUGUAAAAAGUUAUUUAAAUAUAUAUUUUAAAGAACCCUAAUCGCCAACUUUUGCUGAAAAAAAAAAAAAAAAGAAAUCACUGCUGCAUUAAUUGAACCAUAUCAUGUGUAGAUACUGUUGUCUCCCUGGAGGGAGCUCAGGCCUUUGAAAAGCUCAGGGCUACACCUGCCUUAGAAAAUGAACCAGAAACUUGAAGUAAAGUUAGUUGAUAUGGGUACAAACUCUGAGGAACAAUGCAAUGCUGCCUCUUUCUUUCUUGUGGCAAAUCCCAACGUACAAAGUUUCGGGUCUUCUCCGAAGCCAUGCUCUCUCCAGCCCACACCUGUAGGCAGCUGACGGGAACAGCUAGGGAUAGGGCGGAAGGUCUGCAGCUCUCAGGAGCUGGUACAAGCCAUCACUAGGCCAGCCCCAGGGUGACAGGGACAGUUCAGCCCAGUGUUCUUCGGUCUGUCCCUUUGGGUCAUUGUCUUAGGUCAGAGGACAAGAGUUCACAAUCCUGAACUCGGGCUUCCUACCCCUGGCUGCAGAAAUGGUUUGAAGGGGUGUGUGGGGACAGACACCCGGAAGGAAUGUAGUUUUGCGAUCUUAGUGUCUAGGGGGUGGAAAGUGCUCUCAGUAACCCAGAAGAGGGACAGAGGGCGCUAGAGCAUGCUUGCACCCAGGCGUCUGUGUGGGCGCAGCCAGUGUCCUUGGGCUGCCUUCCUGGGGACCCCGCAGAGUCAGCACCAAGCUCUGUUUGAAUGAUACGUUUCCCAUCCCAUUUCCCUCUGGAAGCACUGCUUUGGGGUUAUUCAGCCCUCUGCCUCAUGGCCGAAAUGGCUCAUCUCGCCUGCAAAUGUCUACUAUCUUUUCUACCUAAUGCACUAUUAUGUAUUGAUUCUCCAGGAGACAGAGAAAGAGACUAUCAGAUAGUUUAGCCCCAAAGGGUAGGUUUUUGUAUAUUUUCCAAACGUUUGCUGUUCUUGUUUUCAAGAGAGAGGGAGAGUUUUAAAACCCAAACCAUUAAAAAAAAAAAAAAAAAAGUGUUUCCAUUGUAAAAGGGAGAAUCUAUUUAAAGCUAUUUCAGAUCAGGGACUGUCAUCUUUUUUGUCCAAUGUACUUCUUGUUCUUCCAAGACUUUUUUAGAAGAAACCAAUCACAUUAGCCCCUGUGUUCACUAACUCCUCUGGCCACUUUCAUUCAUUUUUAUUCAGUUAUCGUCAUCUGAUAUGCUCAUCUGCAGAACAGGAACCUCGUGGCCUCGCGCCCCCCCCCCCCAACCCCAUCCACUAAGUAUAGUGGGGAAGUAAGAGAGCGCCCAGGGUUGCCUAUCGACGACAGUGAUGACCCCUUCUCCAGUCAGGCCAGGGUCCAGACAAGAAUACUUUUGACUGAGAAUCUCACUGUAUCCCAAUCUUUUUUGCCCUUUUUUUGUUUUCUUUUUUAAUCCAGCCCGUGAUGAGGAAAUUUACCUCCUUCUAGCCAGGCUUUGACAGAAAGAAAUUCCAGCCUCAAACGAUUGAACCAGUUGCCAUUUAGGAGCUCAGUACGGUGAGCUUUGUCCUCUGGCCUCUGAGGUACAGUCCCCUGGGGGCUGCUUCCCGCCCCCCACCCCCGGGUCUAUGCCCAGCACACCUGUUGGCGAGGGUGUGAGAAGGGCCUAAACUGUUGACAUGUGAUCCGGCCCGCCUUGAUUUCUCGGGCCAGGAGUAGCAGCUGCUGAGGACAGACAACGGCUCUGCUUGCAUUCCGUGGUUUUAGGGAAGGGGGUUGGGGGGAUGGCUUCUAACAGGAACUGCAAAAAAAAAAAAAGCAGCUUCUCAUUGUUGAGAUUUUUGUUGUUGUUCGAGGUUUUGUUUUGUUUGUUUUGUUUUUAAUGCCUUUGAGUGCAUAUGCUCUCCUUUGUCUGAAACCAUACCCCCAAAGUGGCUUUCUUGAGCCUGGUCUGGGAAACUACUCCUCAACAGCCUUAAGCAAUAAAUAGAGGAGUAGGUAAUGUGGCUUCCACGGGGCUUAUUAAAAUAAAUGUGUCCAAUUUUCGUUGGAAAGAGCAAUAGUAACGGAUGGCAAAAAGGAACACAUUUUUCUGUAGUUUGCAGGGCAGUAGAAGCAGAAAAAUGAAAAUGUUAAAACUUGAAAUAUCAGCCAUUGUUUCGAGUUUGUAUUGGCCCACCAGACAGAGAGGUCACCGGAGUAUAGUGACCAGCUAUAUUCCUGCCUCACUGUUCAAAUUGAAAGAAAUGUCUUCUUUGAAGUUGCAAGACUCCAGUAAUGGCCUCUCAGGGGUGUGUUGGGGUCAUAUAGUCUUGGAAACUGGGAGCAUCACAUUUUCCAUGAAGAAUUGUCGCCCUCCACCCCCACCCCACACCCCAAGCCAGAGUGUGACUGUUAGGCCUGGUCCCAUGGCCCAGCCCUGGGUAUAGGACAGCCAUGUAAACUAAAGAGUACUGGAACCAGUUAAAAAAACAGGGGUUUGGGAGUUCUGAUCAACAAGGUACCUCUUUACGCCGGCUCUCUCUCAAUCUCCCGCCUCUCUUGAACCCAAGCCAUUUUUAUAAAGCCCGAUCUGCUGUCCCACCACUCAGACCCUCCCUUAUGUGCUGCUAGUUUCUACUCAAAGCUCAUGCAGGACUAAUGCUUUUAAUAAAAAAUGAGGUCUAAAAAAUAAUUACUAAUCAGAGUAUUAUUUUUUAAACAGACCUGCCUUUUUCUAUUCUUUAUAUAAACUCUAUUGUGUUGGUCUAACAAGACACUAUUUUGAAAUGUUUUUUUUUUAAUUGCUCCCAUAGCACUUAAAAAAUAUUUUGUAAAGACUUUGCUGUAAAGAUUUUGUAAUAAAAUGGUCUAAGGGCUCCUUCUCCAAUAUUACCAUUUUUUUUUAAUGUUUUAAAGGCUAGAAAACAACUUAUGUAUAUUCUGUAUAUGUAUAGCAGCACAUUUCAUUUAUGGAAAUAUGUUCUCAGAAUAUUUAUUUACUAAUAUAUUUAUCUUAAGCCAUGUCUUAUGUUGAGAGUGUGACAUUGUUGGAAUAAUCAUUGAAAAUGACUAACAUGAGGCCCUGUAAAUACAUGAUAAUUGCACACAGAUUUUGCAUAUUUGCCGACCAAAAAUGAUUUCAAACAAGUUGUAGUCUUCUAUGGUUUUGUAACAAAUUGUACAAAUGACUGUAAAAAAAAAUACAAUUUUAUCAAGUAUGUGUUA